Messenger RNA from Erigeron canadensis, 1183 nucleotides. Its product is annotated as cyclin-dependent kinase B2-2. The record is from RefSeq and is a predicted model, not a curated record. The coding region runs from base 39 to 968 and encodes 309 amino acids. Lineage: Eukaryota; Viridiplantae; Streptophyta; Magnoliopsida; Asterales; Asteraceae. Gene Ontology annotation, molecular function: ATP binding; cyclin binding; cyclin-dependent protein serine/threonine kinase activity. The transcript is spliced from 8 exons. Gene Ontology annotation, biological process: G1/S transition of mitotic cell cycle; regulation of G2/M transition of mitotic cell cycle; protein phosphorylation. Gene Ontology annotation, cellular component: nucleus; cyclin-dependent protein kinase holoenzyme complex; cytoplasm.
AACCCUAAACCAAAAAUUCAUUUUCAUAUCAAACAAUAAUGGAAUCAACAAAAACCGCAAUGGAAGCAUUCGAGAAACUCGAAAAAGUCGGUGAAGGAACAUACGGCAAAGUCUACAAAGCAAGAGAAAAAGCCACUGGCAAAAUCGUUGCUCUCAAGAAAACAAAACUUACUGAAGACGAAGAAGGCGUCCCCCCUACUACGCUUCGUGAGAUCUCGAUCUUGCGUAUGCUUUCUCGUGAUCCUCAUGUCGUUAAACUGAUGGAUGUGAAACAAGGAGUUAAUAAAGAGGGUAAGACAGUUCUGUAUUUGGUUUUCGAGUAUAUGGAAACCGAUCUGAAGAAAUUUAUCAGAUCGUUUCGUCAAACUGGUGAACACAUUCCAUCCAACGUAGUCAAGAGCUUGAUGUAUCAGCUUUGUAAAGGUGUUGCUUUCUGUCACGCCCAUGGUGUAUUGCAUAGGGAUCUUAAGCCACAUAAUCUUUUGAUGGAUAGGAAGACAUUGAUGCUUAAGAUAGCAGAUCUUGGGCUUGCCCGAGCGUUUACCUUACCAAUUAAAAAGUACACUCAUGAGAUUCUGACCCUUUGGUACAGGGCUCCUGAGGUCCUUUUGGGUGCUACCCAUUACUCAACAGCUGUUGACAUGUGGUCUGUUGGCUGCAUUUUUGCUGAAUUGAUCACCAAGACUGCUCUUUUUGCUGGCGAUUCUGAGCUUCAACAGUUGCUUCAUAUUUUCAGGUUAUUGGGUACUCCCGAUGAGAAAAUCUGGCCAGGAGUGAGCAAGCUGAAGGACUGGCAUGAGUAUCCCCAAUGGAAACCUAAGCUCAUUUCAACAUCUGUCCCAAAUCUUGAUGACGAUGGCCUCAAUCUCCUUUCGCAACUGUUGGAGUAUGAACCAUCAAAACGGAUAUCAGCUAAGAAAGCAAUGGAACAUCCAUAUUUUGAUGAUCUCGACAAGACCCAUCUUUGAAAUGCUUUACCUGUUGCUUGUCUCGUUCCAAUAUGUUUAAAUUUGACAUCUAAUUUGAUCGUAGUAUGCUUGUUGACAAAGUUCUAUCUGUUGACUGUGUUGUCAACAUGUGUUAUUCAGUAAUCUAAUAUGAAGCAAUUGUGCUUUGAUCUGCAACGGUUUUGUUGUGAUUAAAGUUUUUCUUUAAAUAAUAAUUUUCCAAUCUUAGUGAAAAA